GGGAACUGAAAAAAAAUCUAAAAAUUGGCGGCUCCCAAACGAAAAUUUCCCCCAAUAUCCCGCUACAAAAUUUGGCAUGAAAUUUAAAAACCCACCCUUUUUCCAAAUCCAGCCCGCUCUCAAUAAAUUACACCAAGAUCCAAUCUUUAGCCUCCCCAAAAUUUGCGAUCUAGGGUUUGAUUGAAUGGGGUCCGAAGUUGCUGAAGUCGAGAAAGAGAGCCCUAAUUCCCAUGGAGAGGAUCAGGAGGAGGAGCAAGAGGAGGUGACGCCGCCUGAAGAGGAGAAAAGAGGAGCGAAGAGAGAGUCGCCGGAGAAAAAAGAGGAGGAGGAGGAGGAGGAGGGAUCCAGGAAGAGGCCGGCGAGGGAGAGGAAGACGGUGGAGAGGUACUCUGCGGUCUCGCCGAGGAAGCUCUCGGCGUCGAAAGCGCUCAAGAUCGAGGAGGGUUCUGGAACUAAAUUGAGGGAUAUCCCGAAUGUGGCGUUCAAGCUAUCAAAAAGAAAGGGUGAUGAGAAUUUGCAAGUUCUUCAUACAAUUCUUUUUGGAAGAAAAUCAAAUGCACAUUAUUUGAAAAGGAAUAUCCUCCAGUUCUCUGGGUUUGUUUGGACUGAAAACAAGGAAAAAAAUAAGGCAAAAGUGAAGGAAAAGCUUGAUAAGCAUACCAAAGACAAGUUGAUUGAUUUCUGUGAGCUGCUUGAUAUCCAUUUUCCAAGAACUAGUACCAAGAAGGAGGAUGUCUCUGCAAAGUUACUUGAGUUUCUAGAGUCCCCACAUGUCACCAGAGAUUUGAUACUUGCUGACAAAGAAAAGAAGGGUCAAAAGCGCCGGAGAAGAACAAAAGCUAGUCGAGAAGCAACUGAAGAUGCAUCUUCGAACAAAGAAUCCAAGAAACAUAAAAAGAGCACCGAGAAUGAAAAUAAAAAGGGACGGAAGCAGUCUUCUGAAGUUGCGGAGGAAGAUAAAGAUGAAGAUUCUGACGGUUCAGAUGACGUGAAAAACACAUCCUCUGAUGAGGAAGAUAAGAAUGGAUUGGAUGAAAGUGAUGAUAAUAAGCUCGAAGAAGAAGAAGAGCAUCCAUCAGAGGAACCUCAGCUGAGCAUUAAAGAAUCUGAUAAGACCGAGCCAGAGGAUGCUGCUGAGCCCAAAGACAAAGGAAGGACUUCAAAAAUCAAUAGAGCCUCUUCUGUAAAAUCUGGUAAGAGCCCUUCGAAACCUGUUUCAAAGAAGGCUGCUCAGCCGGCAGAAGAUGAACCGGAUGUGGCUGUAGAUAAGAAAAAUGGUUCUGUAAAAGAGCAGAAAAAGAAGAGUUCAAAGGAUGCAACAAAGGAGAAGGCUGCUGCCAUAAAAAAGGAGGAUAAAAAGAAGUCUUCAGGGAUGAGUGAUUCUGUAGAUAGUAGUAAUUCAGGCCCAUCUAAACCUUCCAAAUCCAAAAGGGAAGAUGAAAAGAAAAGCCAGAAGAAAGAGAAGGCACUACCAGGGGGCAAAAAGACAAAGAAGAAUAAAGAAGCUAAACCUGUGCCGAAGGUUUCGACCAAGGAACAAGGAAAAGGCAAGAAAAAGGCGGGGCCUAGCACAGAAGAGUUGCAUUCUGUGGUCACCAGUAUACUUAAAGAAGUGGAUUUCAACACUGCAACCUUGGCUGAUAUUCUUAAGCAGUUAGGGGCUCACUUUAACACUGACCUAAUGGAUAGAAAGGCUGAAGUGAAGAACAUAAUCGAAGAAGUUAUAAACAACAUGACAGAUGAUGAAGAUGACGGGGAUGAGGAUGAUGAAAACGCGAAGGAAGAGUCUGACGGGGACGGCAAAGAGUAGAUUUUGAUGAUUAUGGCCUUAAAUCUUUGCAAGUCUCAUACUCAUGGUAAUGCUCAAGUCACGGUGGUGAUCAUUUGCAUAUGAUGAUGGUCUUGCCGCAGGCUUAUUGUACCAAAUCUUUCCUCUUCCUUUUUGUUUUUAAGUCAAGUCUGUCUGUACAAUAGUUUUUCUUUCUCCUAUUUAGAGGGUUUCUUUGAUCUUUAAAUUGUAGUAUGGAAUAUUUAUCUUCAGUUUUUCUGUGUGCAUGUACAACAAAAUGUUCAAUGCUGUAGUUCUUCUAUGUUUCAACUUUUCAUGAGACUUGCUUUUCUA
Asparagus officinalis (garden asparagus) is the source of this 2122-nucleotide messenger RNA. RefSeq names its product protein DEK-like. The coding region runs from base 185 to 1810 and encodes 541 amino acids. Gene Ontology annotation, biological process: regulation of double-strand break repair; chromatin organization. NCBI's taxonomy places the organism in Eukaryota, Viridiplantae, Streptophyta, Magnoliopsida, Asparagales, Asparagaceae. The transcript has 11 exons. Gene Ontology annotation, cellular component: nucleus. The record is from RefSeq and is a predicted model, not a curated record. Gene Ontology annotation, molecular function: histone binding; DNA binding.